This is a messenger RNA of Penicillium cinerascens, 1167 nucleotides long. Its product is annotated as SOS response-associated peptidase. The transcript has 3 exons. The record is from RefSeq and is a predicted model, not a curated record. Gene Ontology annotation, molecular function: single-stranded DNA binding. Bases 1 to 1167 code for a protein of 388 amino acids. NCBI's taxonomy places the organism in Eukaryota, Fungi, Ascomycota, Eurotiomycetes, Eurotiales, Aspergillaceae. Gene Ontology annotation, biological process: DNA damage response.
AUGUGUGGACGCUAUGCUUUGGGCGUGCGCUUGGCGUACAUCCAACAGCGCCUUCAGGAGCGAGGGAUGCAAGUGGACGAAGUGCCUGACGAUGGCGAAGUACGAGAGACAUACAAUUUUGCCCCCGGUAACAUCGGAGCUGUGUACCGUGCAGACAUCUCCGAAAAGCACCGCACAGGCCAUGGGGAAGACACCGGCGAGGAACAAGACUCAGCACACAGCGAAACCCAUGACAAGAGUGACAAAACUGUUGAGCCAACAGUGGAUAAAGCCAAGCCCAGAUACAAGAUCCAAAGCAUGAAAUGGGGUCUCGUCCCUUUCUGGACCAAGCGGCAACCGGACUACGGUUCUAUGAUGCGUACGAUCAACUGUCGCGACGACUCACUGAUCGAAGAUCGUGGCAUGUGGACAACUAUGAAACGGCGCAAGCGAUGCAUUGUUGUCUGCCAGGGCUUCUAUGAAUGGCUGAAGAAGGGACCAGGGGGCAAGGAGAAGAUCCCACACUUCGUGCGGCGCAAAGACGGCGAUUUAAUGUGCUUUGCUGGGCUAUGGGACUGUGUGUCUUAUGAAGGCUCCGAGGACAAGCUGUAUACUUACACUGUUAUCACGACAUCUUCCAAUUCCUACCUGAACUUUCUACAUGACCGCAUGCCUGUCAUUCUUGACCCCGGCACCGAAGAAAUGCGCACAUGGCUUGAUCCCAGCCGGACAACAUGGUCGAAGGACCUACAGUCUAUCUUGAAGCCGUACGAGGGCGAACUGGAGUGUUAUCCAGUCUCGAAGGAGGUCGGCAAAGUCGGGAACAAUUCUCCUGAUUUCAUUGUGCCUGUCAACAGCAAAGACAACAAAAACAACAUUGCGAAUUUCUUCGCCAAUGCCAAAAAGAAAGAGGACACCUCUCCGAAGAAGGAGGCUGCUUCACAGGAGGAUACAAAGGUCAAGAAUGAAGAGGAGGAACGGUCUGCUACAGAAGGUGUAAAAAGAAAGCAUACUCCAGAUUCGCCGAGCGUCAAGGAUGAGAGUAAGAAACUGAAGUUGCAGCAACCCUCGAAGUCUCCUUCACCGCAAAAACCGAAGACACGGAGUGCCACCCAAAACACACCUAUGAAGAAAACUGCAAAGGCAACUGAUGGCUCGCAGCGAAUUACCAAUUUUUUCAAGAAAUAA